Tyto alba (common barn owl) is the source of this 1733-nucleotide messenger RNA. RefSeq names its product zinc finger and BTB domain-containing protein 9-like. Gene Ontology annotation, biological process: regulation of transcription by RNA polymerase II. NCBI's taxonomy places the organism in Eukaryota, Metazoa, Chordata, Aves, Strigiformes, Tytonidae. The transcript is spliced from 2 exons. Gene Ontology annotation, molecular function: DNA-binding transcription factor activity, RNA polymerase II-specific; RNA polymerase II cis-regulatory region sequence-specific DNA binding; protein binding. The record is from RefSeq and is a predicted model, not a curated record. Bases 57 to 1733 code for a protein of 558 amino acids.
UCCCGGCGACGUCACCGCUCGGAGGCGCCGGUGGCUGGGGGCUCGUCGCGGGGAGGAUGGCGGCGGAGGGCGGCCGGGUGCAGAUCUCCUUCCCCCAGCACGCGGCAGCGCUCCUGGACUCCCUCAACCGCCUGCGGUUGGAGGGGAAGUUCUGCGACGUGGCCGUCCACGUGGGCGGCCGGAUCUUCCCGGCCCACAAGAGCGUCUUGGCGGCCGCGUCCCCCUUUUUCCACGACAAGCUGCUUCUGCAGGAUGGGGGGCGCCUGCUGCUGCCCCCCGCCAUCGACCCCGACGCCUUCGAGGGGCUCCUGCACCUCAUCUACUCGGGGCGCCUGACGUUGCUGUUGGAGGCCCUGCCCGGUCAUCUCUUGGUGGCCAGCGGUCUCCAGAUGUGGCACGUGGUGGAUCAGUGCUCGGAGAUCCUGAGAGAAUUGGAGGGCGGGGCGUGCCGGUGGGCUGGGCGGGGCGGCGAGGGGACAUCAUCGUCAUCAUCAAGCGGCCGCGGAGGUGAGGCUUCGUCGUGGAGCACUCGUGGUGGCGAUGGGUCUUCAUCAUCAUCCUGGGCCCCCCGUGGUGGAGAUGGGUCCUUGUGUACCGGCCGUGGUGGCGAUGGAGCGUCGUCGUGGCCCGCCCGUGGUGAUGGCUCUUCGUGUACCACCCAUGGCGGAGAUGGAGGGUCAUCGUGGACCACCCGUGGUGGAGACGGGUCAUCGUGUCCCACCCGCGGUGGUGAUGGAGCGUCAUCAUCCUCGUGGAGCACACGUGGCGACAACCCAUGUCCCACCCGCGGUGGUGAUGGAACAGCCUCGUGGUCUGCCCGCGGUGGGGAUGGGUCUUCAUCAUCGUCGUCAUCAUGGCCCGUGCGCGGUGGCGAUGGCUCUUCAUGGGCCACCCGCGGCGGUGAGGCGACAACGCCGUCUUUCACCAGGGACGGCGGUGAGGAGGUCCUCAAAAUCCGUGUGGCCACCGACGUGGCGCCGGCGGCGGCGACAUCCCUCAGCUCCCUCCUGAAGGACGCCGGCGAGGAGGUCCUCAAGAUCUGCGUGGAGGAGGAGGAGGAGGAAGAAGAAGAGGAGGAGGAAGAGGGCGGCCACCGCCGCCGCCACCGCCCCACCGACGCCCUCCAGAUCGUGCUGGAGGAGGAGGAGGAGGAAGAUGGGGCGCCCGGAGACGCCCACGAGCCCCCCAAGAUCUUCUACAUCAAGCAGGAGGCGGGCGACGCCGCCGCGGUUGAGGGCCUCCUGCCCGCGGCCGAGCUGGCGAGCGGCUUCGCGCCGGCGGAGGUGAGCUACGUCAUCCCGGCGGGCGGCGGCGGCGGGACGAUGGUGGCAGCGGGUGGAGCGGCCGUCUUCCCGCAGCCGUCUUGGAAACCGGUGGACCUUCACGGGAACGAGAUCCUGGGCCGGGGCCAAGCUCUUCACGCCCCGGUGAAGCUGGGGGCGGCUCCCGACGGCAAACGGUUCGGCUGCCUGUGCGGCAAGCGGUUCGCCGUCAAGCCGAAGCGGGACCGGCACAUCAUGCUGACCUUCAGCCUGCGGCCCUUCGCCUGCGCCGCCUGCCACAAGCGGUUCAAGCUGAAGCACCAUCUGACGGAGCACAUGAAGACCCACGACGGGGCCGGGCGGGCCUGCGAGCGCUGCGGCCGCCGCUUCCGCCUGCGCAGCGGUUUGGCCAAGCACCGGCCGCUCUGUCAGGGGGCGCGUUGGGGAGGGGGGUGCUGGGCCUGCGAGUGA